This is a messenger RNA of Scomber scombrus (Atlantic mackerel), 1696 nucleotides long. RefSeq names its product cyclin-dependent kinase 21 (gene cdk21). Gene Ontology annotation, molecular function: cyclin binding; ATP binding; cyclin-dependent protein serine/threonine kinase activity. Gene Ontology annotation, cellular component: cytoplasm; cyclin-dependent protein kinase holoenzyme complex; nucleus. The transcript is spliced from 8 exons. Lineage: Eukaryota; Metazoa; Chordata; Actinopteri; Scombriformes; Scombridae. The coding region runs from base 57 to 959 and encodes 300 amino acids. The record is from RefSeq and is a predicted model, not a curated record. Gene Ontology annotation, biological process: protein phosphorylation; signal transduction; regulation of gene expression.
CAAAAGUGCAGUCAGCAGUCUGAGUUCAGGUUAAUUUAUCCUGAAUUUGGAGGACCAUGGGGGACGGCACUAAAUCUCUGCGCUACGAGCUCCUGGCAGAAAUAGGAGAGGGCUCCUAUGGUAAGGUGUAUAAAGCCAGAGAGGUGGGAGAGAAACAGCGCCUCCUAGCGGUGAAGAAAUUCAACAUCCGCGGACACACGUCAGAGAACGGGAUCCCUGCCUUCAUGAUCCGCGAGGUGGCGCUGCUGUGCAAGAUGAAGUACUUCAACCAUCCCAACAUAGUCAAGCUGUUGGAUGCGUCUGCCGUACGAGUGGGCCUGAGCUUGGACCUCACUCUGGUGUUGGAAUACAUUGACCAGGAUCUGUCUACGUACCUCUCUAAGGUUCCUGCUUCUGGACUGAACCGAAACUGUAUUAAGGAUGUGAUGCUGCAGUUGCUGCAAGGAUUGGACUUCUUGCACACAAACAUGGUGCUGCAUCGUGACCUAAAACCAGAAAACAUUCUGGUCAGCAGCCUCGGAGAAGUCAAGAUUGCAGACUUUGGGCUGGCACGCAUCUACACCUUUAAUAUUGCUCUCACUCCAGGUGUUGUGACGCUGUGGUAUCGUGCUCCGGAGGUGCUGCUGAACUCAGUGUACAUGUCUUCAGUGGACAUGUGGAGUGCUGGCUGCAUCUUGGCUGAGCUCUACCUUUUGAGACCACUGUUUCAGGGAUACACAGAGGUACAACAGCUGCAAAAAAUCUUUGAGGUUAUCGGUUUGCCCAGUAACGAGGAGUGGCCUCAGGAUAGCCCCAUCUCCUACUCAGUCCACUGGGGACCAAAAAGCCCCUGCACCAAGCUGCUGCCCAACCUGGACCCAGAUGAGACCGACCUACUAUCUCAAUGUCUGGCAUUCAGACCAAGUAAUCGCAUCUCAGCUGCAAAAGCCCUGGUUCACCCUUUCUUCAUGAAGCACUGAGGAUGUCAGUCGAUUGACGAGCGGGGAGCAAAAAACUUACGGUUUCUCUGCUAGGAGCAUCCACGAUCUGCAGUCAGCCACACUAACGAGUCACGUGCCGUAAAAUAAUCGUACGCUUUGUUGAGAGCACUUGAAAGCUUUUAACAUCAGUUCAUCAGCAUCAUGAGAGACUGUGGUCACGAUGGAGCGGAAUAAACCUUUUGUACCUUUUGAAUAUUAGAUAAUAAAAAUACAUCGUACCUGACUUAUUGGACGUGGCUCUUACGGCACAAAAAUCUGUAGCUUUAGGUGAGAGUGGAAAUGUCCUAAUGGCAGCAUACAUUGUACCAGCACAUAUGUUUUGAUACUUUUUCUAAAUAUGUAUUUGGUUUUCAAUGUAACAGUUUUAUUUACUUAGUUGUUUUAAUUUCUAAAUGUGACCUGCCUUCAUAAAAACUGGGUAACAGUAUUCUUUGAUUUUGAUUUUUUCUAGCACAAAAACACGAUGUUUUCAAUCAUACUUUGUUAUUGUUAAGUGUUACUAUUGAAAAUAUGGAUGCUGUUUGCUGCUAACUGCUGACAACACUUCUAAUGAGCAAUUUUAUGUUGAUUAAUUGGUUUAUGUUGCUUAACGAGAAACUUUUUGUUCUACACCUGUAUACAUUUUGAGGAGAUGCACUGCUUUUUUUCUUUCUUAUUGAAGGUAUUUAUGGUGUAAUCGCUGGAUUAUGUUACACCUGUUUUUCUACUAAUGCAUG